This is a messenger RNA of Amphiprion ocellaris (clown anemonefish), 2414 nucleotides long. It is a transcript of the gene arsia, whose product is annotated as arylsulfatase family, member Ia. The transcript is spliced from 2 exons. The record is from RefSeq and is a predicted model, not a curated record. NCBI's taxonomy places the organism in Eukaryota, Metazoa, Chordata, Actinopteri, Pomacentridae. The coding region runs from base 168 to 1880 and encodes 570 amino acids.
AUGGAGGAGUAGCUUUGCUUGUUGUUUUGCUGCCAUCCAGUCGUGCAAAGGGUCAUAUUUUUAAUAUUUAAGGACAUUUUUUCAACUUGAGCCUCACUUCACAAUUUUUUGCUGACAAGACACUGGAUAAAAAACAGGUUUGGGUAAUAUAAAAUAUCACAGGAACCAUGGCAACGACAGCUCUGACCGGUUUCUCUAUGAUGAGCCUACUCAGCCUCGGGUACCUGACCUGGGAUCUGAUGAGCCCAAACCAGGUGGAAAAUGAGCCUGAUCAAAGUUUUAUGGACAGAUCUCCGGUCCCACAGCCUCCUCACAUCAUUUUCAUCAUGACAGACGACCAGGGCUUCAACGACAUCGGCUAUCACAGCUCAGACAUCAGGACACCGGCGCUGGAUAAACUGGCUGCGGAUGGAGUGAAGCUGGAGAAUUAUUACAUCCAGCCCAUCUGCACCCCAUCCAGGAGUCAGCUCAUCACCGGCAGGUACCAAAUCCAUACUGGUCUGCAGCACUCCAUCAUCCGGCCUCGCCAGCCCAGCUGCCUGCCCUUUGACCAGGUCACCCUCCCACAGAGGCUUCAGGAGCUCGGCUACUCCACCCAUAUGGUAGGCAAGUGGCACCUGGGCUUCUAUAAGAAGGAGUGUUUGCCCACUCGCCGUGGCUUCGAUACGUACUUUGGCUCUCUAACGGGCAGCGUGAAUUACUACACAUACGACUCCUGUGACGGUCCCGGGCUAUGUGGCUUCGACCUCCAUGAGGGGGAGUCGGUCGCCUGGGGUCAGAGGGGCAAAUACUCCACCCAUCUGUACACACAGCGAGUCCGCAAGAUCCUGGCAACCCAUGAUCCUGAGUCCCAGCCGCUGUUCAUUUUCCUCUCCUUCCAAGCUGUCCACACGCCCCUACAGUCUCCACGGGAAUACAUCUACCCAUACCGCGGGCUGGAAAAUGUGGCACGCAGGAAGUAUGCAGCGAUGGUCUCAGCGGUAGAUGAGGCAGUCCGUAAUAUAACAUACGCUCUCCGCAAGUAUGGAUACUAUCAGAACAGUGUCAUAAUUUUCUCUACUGACAAUGGCGGCCAGCCUUUGUCAGGCGGCAGUAACUGGCCGUUAAGAGGACGUAAAGGCACGUAUUGGGAAGGUGGCAUCCGGGGUCUGGGGUUCGUCCACAGCCCUCUUUUGCGGAAGAAGAGGAGGGUGAGCAAGGCGCUGGUCCAUAUUACUGACUGGUACCCAACACUGGUGGCAUUAGCUGGUGGCAACGACUCCCUGAUUGAGGGGCUUGAUGGGUAUAAUGUUUGGGAAGCCAUCAGUGAAGGGAAGGAGUCGCCGAGACUGGAGAUUCUCCACAACAUUGACCCUAUGUAUAACCAUGCACGUAGUGGCUCCCUGCAAAAAGGAUAUGGGAUUUGGAAUACAGCCAUUCAGGCCUCCAUACGAGCCGGAGACUGGAAACUCCUGACAGGAGACCCUGGCUAUGGGGACUGGAUCCCGCCACAGAUGCUUCCAGGUUUCCCCAGCGGCUGGUGGAACCUGGAACGCCACACUGAACCCCGUAAGUCAGUGUGGCUGUUCAACAUCUCUGGAGAUCCCUAUGAACGUUAUGACCUGUCUGAGCAGAGGCCAGAUGUGGUAAAGGAGCUGUUGGCCAGACUGGUGUACUACAACCGCACUGCGGUCCCAGUUAGGUACCCCUCAGAGGACCCACGGGCUGACCCUCACCUGAAUGGAGGUGCCUGGGUGCCCUGGGUUGGAGAUGAAGAGGAGGAUAGCUGGGACAGUGUUUACCAGAAAAAGAACAUGGAUUGGAAGAAAAAGCUCAAACUGUCCAAAAGCAGAGCGUUUUUCAGGAGACUCAACACGAGGAUCAUGUCCAACAGAAUAUAGAAAACACAAAACUAAAAAAAAAGUUAAAUGAAGAAUAGCACUGUUUUUUCACACAUGUGAAGAUGUGUUUUCACAAAAGAAACCAAAUUUGUGCAUGGUUGACCUGCUGUUACUGAGCUCUAGCUGCAGGUAAUGAUCAGUCUCGACAGAAGAACUGAUUCAUUAAAUAAGGCUGAUGACUAUUUCCCUCAUUUAGUUUGUUUGUAUCUUUUUGAGUAAAAAUGCGUGUUCCUAAAGUGAGUAUUAGAAACUCAAAAAAUGUGAGCAGAAUCUAUUUUAAGCAUUUUAAUGAGUGCGUUUUACUAUCAUACAUGGAGACUGCAGCUGUAGAAGAUGGGGCUGUUUGAUAAAAUGCGUAUUUGACAAAGUGACACAUCACCUGAGACCUGUUGUACCUUUGAUUCAUGUAAAUGAUGACUACCUCUGUGUCAAUGUGACAUGAAUUGCAAGCUUUGUUUCCUUCAUUCAGACUCAUUCUCAACUUCUUUUAUUUAUUUAUUUUACAUUACAUUUUCAAAUAGAAUAAGUGAACAA